Messenger RNA from Arthroderma uncinatum, 930 nucleotides. RefSeq lists its product as uncharacterized. The coding region runs from base 1 to 930 and encodes 309 amino acids. Lineage: Eukaryota; Fungi; Ascomycota; Eurotiomycetes; Onygenales; Arthrodermataceae. The record is from RefSeq and is a predicted model, not a curated record. The transcript is spliced from 2 exons.
AUGGCACCUGUUGGCUCCUUUGAACAGUUCCAGUCUGUUGGUAACAAUAUCUAUCUCUUCGAACCUCCUAAUCCCGCUAGCACUGCGCUUGUUACUCUUUGUACCUGGCUAGGAGGCGCAACUCCUCAGCGUAUCCAGAAAUAUAUCGAUGGCUACCGAGUCCUCUACCCUAAUUCCCGUAUCCUUCUCAUCACCACUUAUAUCCUUGAGAUUACCGUACUCCCUUUUAGCGUGCUCCAUGCGCGUUUGGCCCCUGCACGCGAUGUCAUCCGUCAGGUUAUCUUUGCCGCCGCAGAGAGAGAAGAGAGCGGUUCCAUCUUACUACAUAUUUUCUCCCAUGGUGGCUGCAACACCGCGAUCCAGCUCGCUCUCUCCCUGCGAAAUGAUCCCGGUCACUCCCCUCUGGAAUUAGGGGCCCAUCUCCGUGGAAUAAUUUUCGAUUGCUGCCCCGGAGACCCUUCCUUCUCGCGCGCAUAUCAAGCGGCUGCACUUUCGUUGCCUUGUAGUCCGCCUUUAGCUCGAACCAUUGGCAAGACUCUCCUCUUUCCCGCUGUGGGUCUUAUUACAGUUCUCCAGCAGAUCGGAUGGACGAGUUCUGUUCAGCAGCUGCGCGCGCAGCUUAAUAACCCUACCGUGUUCGGGACAACGGCCAGACGGCUCUACCUGUACUCCACGGCCGAUCAGAUGGUCGGCCCGGAGUGGGGUCAUAGUGACAUAGUCCAAGCUUUCAUUCCAUGGAGCAAGAGCUUGGGCCUGAGAGGCAGUAUUAACGCCAGAGGCGCUGUUGGUUAUGGUUUCCAAGAGGAUGUGGCUAGCACGAACGUUGAUAUUAGCCUGCAUCCUAUGGAAUCUAGCCGCGUACCGAAUAAAACGGCGAGCGGGAGGGUCUCUAUGGGCAGCACAAAUACCGUACCUGCCUACCGUGUUUGA